AUGGCGUUUCAAAUAUUGGGGAUAGCAAUUAUCGCCGCCGUUUUUGUUGUGCUCAAAGUACUCAAUGCAACGGAUACACCGAAAGUCAAAGGUAUCCCUGAAAUUCCUGGCAUUCCCCUCUUUGGCAACCUACUCCAGCUGGGCGUGGAUCACGCUCGGGUUGCGAAGAAUUGGGCAUUGAAAUACGGGCCUGUUUUUCAAGCUCGCCUUGGAAAUAGACGGAUUGUCUUUGUCAAUUCUUAUGAAGCAGUGAAGCAUUUUUGGAUCACUCAUCAGUCGUCUCUCAUUUCUCGCCCGACCUUUCACACUUUUCACUCGGUUGUCUCCUCAUCGCAAGGGUUUACAAUCGGUACUUCUCCCUGGGAUGAAUCUUGCAAGCGACGCCGCAAAGCAGCCGCAACGGCAUUGAACCGCCCUGCGGUCCAGUCCUACAUGCCAAUCCUUGACCUUGAAUCAACUAUGAGCAUCAAAGAACUGCUCAAUGACUGUAUGAGAGGCUCACAUGAUGUGGAUCCCAGUCCAUAUAUGGCACGGUUUGCGCUCAACACGUCACUGACCUUAAACUACGGAUUUCGCAUCGAUGGCAACAUCACCAACGAGCUUUUAACGGAAAUUACACAUGUUGAGCGCGAAAUCUCCAAUUUCCGAUCAACAAGCAACAACUGGCAAGAUUAUAUACCACUGAUGCGCAUGUUUAGCAAAACCAACACCAAGGCAGAAGAAUAUCGUCUGCGACGAGAUAAAUACUUAACCGACAUGCUUAAUGAUUUGAAGGAGAGAAUUGCGAAUGGCACAGAUAAACCAUGUAUUACGGGAAAUAUCCUCAAGGAUCCAGAGGCAAAACUCAACGAAGCUGAACUCAAGUCCAUAUGCCUGACAAUGGUAUCUGCUGGUUUAGAUACUGUGCCUGGUAACAUCAUCAUGGGCAUGGCGUAUCUUUCUACUGAACAUGGUCAGAGUAUUCAGGCCAAAGCCCUCGAAGCUAUCCAAGAAGUCUAUCCCGAUGGAGAUGCUUGGGAAAAAUGUCUUGUUGAAGAAAAGGUACCCUACAUCACCGCUCUAGUCAAGGAAACUCUUCGUUUUUGGACCGUCAUUCCAAUUUGUCUCCCUCGCAUGAACAUCAAAGACAUCCCCUAUGAGGGCUCUAUUAUACCCGCUGGAACAACUUUCUUCAUGAACGCCUAUGCAGCCGACUAUGAUGAAUCUCGGUUUAAACUCCCAGAUCAAUUCAUCCCUGAGCGAUUUCUGGAGGAUAAAGAGACUGGUACACCUCAUUACGCCUAUGGCGCCGGCUCUCGAAUGUGCGCCGGUUCUCAUCUUGCCAACCGAGAGUUAUAUACGGCAUAUAUUCGACUCAUCACGAGCUUCCAGAUAACCGCGACGAAAGAUUCCACGCAAGCCCCAGUUAUCCACCCUAUUGAUUGCAAUGGCACGCCCACUUCAUUAACCACUGAUCCAAAACCAUUCAAAGUUGGCAUGAAGCCGCGAGAUGAAGCCAAGGUCAGACAAUGGAUCGCAGAGGCAGAAGAAAGGACGAAGCAUCUAUAA
Molecule: messenger RNA, 1548 nt
Organism: Trichoderma virens Gv29-8
Lineage: Eukaryota; Fungi; Ascomycota; Sordariomycetes; Hypocreales; Hypocreaceae
Exons: 4
Coding region: 1-1548 (515 amino acids)
Molecular function (GO): monooxygenase activity; iron ion binding; heme binding
Source: RefSeq, a predicted model, not a curated record